Cinclus cinclus is the source of this 1110-nucleotide messenger RNA. RefSeq names its product Wnt family member 1 (gene WNT1). Gene Ontology annotation, cellular component: extracellular region. Gene Ontology annotation, biological process: multicellular organism development; cell fate commitment; neuron differentiation. Gene Ontology annotation, molecular function: cytokine activity; frizzled binding. The record is from RefSeq and is a predicted model, not a curated record. Bases 1 to 1110 code for a protein of 369 amino acids. The transcript is spliced from 4 exons. NCBI's taxonomy places the organism in Eukaryota, Metazoa, Chordata, Aves, Passeriformes, Cinclidae.
AUGCGCGCCGCCGCGCUGGGGCUGGCGCUCCGGGCUCUCUGGGCUCUGGCCCUCUCUUCCCUCUCCAACACGCUGGCAGUGAACAACAGCGGGCGGUGGUGGGGCAUCAUCAACGUGGCCUCGUCCACCAACCUGCUGACAGACUCCAAGAACGUGCAGCUGGUGCUGGACCCCAGCCUGCAGCUGCUGAGCCGAAAGCAGCGCAAGCUGAUCCGACAGAACCCCGGCAUCCUGCACAGCGUCAGCUCCGGCCUCCAGACAGCCAUCAAGGAGUGCAAGUGGCAGUUCCGCAACCGCCGCUGGAACUGUCCCACCUCCCAGGGCCCCAACAUCUUUGGCAAAAUUGUCAACCGGGGCUGCCGGGAGACAGCAUUCAUCUUUGCUAUCACCAGUGCCGGUGUGACACACUCGGUGGCCCGAUCGUGCUCAGAGGGGUCCAUCGAGUCCUGUACCUGUGACUACCGGCGCCGUGGCCCUGGGGGGCCUGACUGGCACUGGGGGGGCUGCAGUGACAACAUCGACUUCGGUCGCCUCUUUGGGAGGGAGUUUGUGGACUCCAGUGAGAAGGGCCGAGACCUGCGUUUCCUCAUGAACCUGCACAACAACGAGGCCGGGCGCAUGACGGUCUUCUCAGAGAUGCGCCAGGAGUGCAAGUGCCACGGCAUGUCAGGCUCCUGCACCGUCCGCACCUGCUGGAUGAGGCUGCCCACCUUCCGUGCCGUGGGUGACGUCCUGAAGGAUCGCUUUGACGGCGCUUCCCGCGUCAUCUACGGCAACAAGGGCAGCAACCGGGCAUCGCGGGUGGAGCUGCAUCACUUGGAGCCCGAGAACCCGGCUCACAAGCCCCCCUCACCCCACGACCUCGUCUACUUUGAGAAGUCCCCCAAUUUCUGCACCUACAGCGGGAAGACGGGCACAGCAGGCACAGCUGGGAGGUUCUGCAACAGCUCCUCGCCAGGGCUGGACGGGUGUGAGCUCCUGUGCUGCGGGCGCGGGUACCGCACGCGCACCCAGCGCGUCACCGAGCGCUGCAACUGCACCUUCCACUGGUGCUGCCACGUCAGCUGCCUCAACUGCACCAACACCCAGGUGCUGCACGAGUGCCUGUGA